This is a messenger RNA of Otolemur garnettii (small-eared galago), 1302 nucleotides long. RefSeq names its product calreticulin-like. Gene Ontology annotation, cellular component: endoplasmic reticulum; endoplasmic reticulum membrane. The annotation marks the transcript as partial. The record is from RefSeq and is a predicted model, not a curated record. NCBI's taxonomy places the organism in Eukaryota, Metazoa, Chordata, Mammalia, Primates, Galagidae. Gene Ontology annotation, biological process: protein folding. Gene Ontology annotation, molecular function: calcium ion binding. The transcript is spliced from 9 exons.
AUGAGGGGGCUGUGGCCGCUGCUGCUGCUGCUGCUGCUGGUGACCUGCACACUGGGGGAGUGGACACAGCACAGGGUCUACUUACGGGAGGAGUUUGAAGACGGGGACGGAUGGAAAAAACGAUGGGUGGAAUCUAAACAUCAACUGGACUAUGGUAAAUUUCAGCUCACCGCAGGAAAAUUUUAUAGUGACAAAGAAAAAGAUAAAGGUCUCCAGACCGGCAAAGAUGCCAAGUUUUACGCCCUCUCAACAAGGUUUAAGCCAUUCAGCAAUGAGAAUGAGACCUUGGUGGUUCAGUUUUCGGUAAAACACGAGCAAGGCAUUGAUUGUGGUGGCGGGCACGUGAAACUCUUUCCUGCCACCCUGAACCAGGAGGAUAUGCAUUCGGAAUCCGAGUAUUAUAUCAUGUUUGGUCCCGACAUCUGUGGCUUUGGGAACAACAAAGUGCAGGUCAUCCUUCAUUACCAAGGGAAGUACUAUGAGAAUAACAAGACCAUCAAGUGCAAGAUCAAUAAAGACUCUCACCUGUACACUCUGAUCAUUCGCCCCAAUGCUACCUAUGAGGUCAAAAUUGACAACAAGAAAGUGGCAGCUGGUGGUCUGGAGGAAGACUGGGACUUCUUGCCUCCUAGGAAAAUAAAAGACCCCUAUGCCUGGAAACCAAGGAAAUGGGACGAACGUCUGCAAAUAGAGGAUCCUGAAGAUAAGAAACCUGAGGACUGGGAGGACUUUGAGUACAUCCCAGACCCAGAGGCCAAGAAGCCGGCUGACUGGGAUGAGGCUAUGGAUGGGGAGUGGGAAAGGCCUCUCAUACCAAACCCAAAGUAUAAGGGACAGUGGAAACCUCGGAUCAUUGACAAUCCCAAUUACCAGGGGGAGUGGAUUCAUCCAGAAAUAGACAACCCUGAAUAUAAGCCUGACCCCACCAUCUGUCGCUAUUAUAACAUCAGUGUUCUUGGCCUGGAACUUUGGCAGGUAAAAUCAGGCAGCAUCUUUGACAAUGUCCUUCUUACAAAUGAUGAAGAGUCUGCUGAAAAGGUUGGAAAUGAGACCUGGGGAACAAGAAAGGACCUAGAGAAGCAAUGGAGAGAACGGUACGAAGAAAUUGAAAAAAGAAAGCAAGAAGAAGAGGCCAAGAAGAAAAAGGAAAAGGAAGAGGAAGAAAAAGAUGACAUCUGGGGACUUGAAGAAGAGGGAAAUGAAGAGGAUCCUGCUGAGGAAUCAGGAAACGACAGGCAGAUGCAGGAAGAUGAUGCUGACAGAGUGUUUCUGGGUCAAAAUGAAGAAGUCCUUGUUGACCAG